Trachymyrmex septentrionalis is the source of this 3265-nucleotide messenger RNA. RefSeq names its product zinc finger protein 665-like. The record is from RefSeq and is a predicted model, not a curated record. Gene Ontology annotation, molecular function: DNA-binding transcription factor activity, RNA polymerase II-specific; RNA polymerase II transcription regulatory region sequence-specific DNA binding. Lineage: Eukaryota; Metazoa; Arthropoda; Insecta; Hymenoptera; Formicidae. The coding region runs from base 446 to 3064 and encodes 872 amino acids. Gene Ontology annotation, cellular component: nucleus. Gene Ontology annotation, biological process: regulation of transcription by RNA polymerase II; DNA integration. The transcript has 4 exons.
GUAAUCUACAAUCAGUGAAGAAGCGAGUUUAAAGAAUAGUCGUCGGUCAGUUGACCAACAGCUGACUUCUAAGCACUUCUAAAGUCUAAAGGCAAAAAUGGACAUUGGAGUUGGUGCGCUGGUAUAAGUUACAUGAAAAAAACCGGGAAGAUUAGAGAUGACCGCUCUUAGGUUUCUUUCCGAUUAAAGCAAAGCAAGAUGCACGAGAGGAUACGGACAAUUUAAUGUGAUAUAUAAAUCUCGAUUGAGUAAUUUUUUUCAAAUAAACAGUAACUGGAAAUUGAUGCAAGUCAAAUGUAUGUGACGUUAUAGGUUAAUUUUUCAAUCGAGAAGUGAUUGUAUGUCCCAUUAUGCCGGCUUGAUUUUUGACAUGAAAUGUAGAGAAAGCAGAGGAACAAUUCUUUCAUUUCUAUACAGUAUUAAGUACAACAUAUGAUAAAUAAUAAUGAACAAAGAAAUGCCGUUAAGUGUGGAAUGGAUACCACAAAAUACAUAUAUGCACAAUUCUUUCGAUCACUUGCUGCCGGAAGAUAGAAAUCAGGACUUCUUAAUCAUAAAGCAAGAAGCAGAGUUUUUUCAAAGUACUCUGAAUUCACAGCAAUCUGCGCAAAACAAAAUCAUGCAUCUGCAAGUUUUGUCUAAAGAGAAUAAGGAAAUCAAACAACAGAAUAGUUAUUUAGAUUCAACACCCUGUCAAAUAGAUUCUUUAAAUCAACUAUCUAAAAGAUUGAGUGAUGAUUCAGAGAAAUUGUAUAAUAAAGGUCGCAUUGAUGUAAUAGAGAUGACAGUUGAUUCAACAUUGAAUUAUAAAUAUUUUUUCGUUUAUGAAGAUCAAUUUUCCAAAUUUGUUGUAUUAAAAGCUCUCUGUAGCAAUACAGCUAAAGAAGUCGCGGCGAAUCUGUUAGAUGUAUUGGGGAUCAUAGGGCCACCACAAGUAUUACAGAGCGGCAAUGGACGUAUAUUUGCUGAACAAGUUGUAUGUGAACUACGUUCGAUGUGGAAUGAUUUAUUCAUAUUGCAUGGGGACACGUCUAAGUGCGAAGUUAGCUACAGGGAUUUUAAGAGCUCGCUUGAAUCUUGGAUGAAAAAAAAUCCAACUAGAACCUGGUGCGAGGGACUGAACUUCAUACAGAUUGUUCAUAACACUACGUAUCGCUAUCAGAACGGCAGAGUUCCAUAUGACGUAUUGUUUAGACAAAAUGCGCGCAAGAAUUUUCAAGGUAUAGAAAAAGAUACGGAAAAUCUGACAACAGAAGAAGAAUGGAUUAAACAUUUGUCGAAUAAGAUGGAUGGAGAUGAGGCUGCAAUGAUGGAAGACACACAGAGUACAUCAAACAAUAUCAAUCAAUACGAAGAAAACGAAAAUAUACGAGAUACACAGAGUCAAAAUACACUUUCAAAAACCGACAAUGCAAAUAUUCUUAGUUGCGUUAUCGUGAAGAAUGAUGAUCUAAAUAAUAUACACACGAUGGAUUCAACAUCUACAGAUAAAAUAGUCGUGAAGAAUGAAUCAAAAGACAACGAAGAUACUCAAUCCCUCAAAUGCGAGUACUGUCAAAAGCAAUACAUGAAAAUAGGGCAUUUGAAAAAUCACAUAAGAAUUCACAAAGCGAAACAGGUUCUCCAUUGUAAGCUGUGCAAUAAAACGUUUAGCGUUCUGAGAUUGUUCGAGAAGCAUAUGAAGCAAUCACAUGGAAAAGAUAAAGCUGAUGAAGAAAGAGAGAUACCAGUCAGAAAAACAAGAAACAUUGCUAAUACAAGAUCUAUGAUUCAACUAACACAAGAAACAUCCGAUUUCAAAAUAAUGAAUGAAAAUUGUGAUUUGUCGCUUGACACGAGAGAAUCCUUUGGCAAAAACAAUAAGAGCUCCAACCAAACCGGCAGACGGAAACUGCCCGCGGAGAAUCGUGUAUCAAAGACACAACCUCUAAAGUGUACGUUUUGUAAGCAAAAAUUCAGUUUUCCAAGCGUGCUAGAAAGACAUAUGCGAUCUCACACAAAUGAACGACCGUAUGAGUGCGAAGUAUGCAAAAAGAGUUUUAAGCAAUUGGGUCAUCUCAGUCAACACUCACUGACCCAUCAUGACUAUCGUUCAUUCCAGUGCACAGUAUGUAGCAUAAAGUUUGACUCGCUGGAUUUGCUGAAGCAACAUACACCCUCGCAUAAAGGCGACGCCACGACAACAACAUCAAAGAUACGCGACGUCUAUCGUCUGUUUGAAUGUGAUAUCUGCAAAAAGGUAUUCACAAUGAAGAGCGUGCUAGAGCGACACAUAUUCACACACACGCAGGAACGUCAUUAUGACUGUAAGAUAUGCGGCAAGCGAUUCAAGCAAGCUGGUCAUGUCAAGUCACACAUGUUGGUGCACACUGGAGAGCGUCGUUUUCAGUGCACCAUAUGUUCAAAACGUUUCAGUCUGUCGAACUCGUUGAAGAAGCACAUGUAUGUGCACAAUGGUGAAAAGCCGUAUCAGUGCGAUGUUUGCGGUGCACGUUUCCUUGAGAAGCGCAACCUUAACGGCCAUUUGCUGACGCACACCAACGAGCGUCCGUACUGCUGCAAGAUCUGUGGUAAACGAUACACUCUGGCAGACACUUUGCGUCGUCACGUCAGUGCCGCGCAUGAAGAUGGUCGUACAUAUCAGUGCGAGAUUUGUGCCAAGAUGUUCAAGCAAUUGGCACAUCUGUCGGUGCACAAAAAGGUACAUAACGACGAACGACCCUUUCAAUGUCAUUUAUGCGAAAAAAAUUUCAAGCAUAAGAAUGUACUCAAGUCGCACCUGGCGAUCCAUGCGAAUGUACGACCAUUUGAGUGUGACGUGUGCAAGGCGACAUUUGUCAGGAAGACGAAUCUGCAAACGCACAUCUCGUCAGCGCACAUGAACGAGCGUCCGUAUACCUGCACCAUCUGCGGCAAGCGCUUCAAACAGAUUAGUCAUCUAAACGGCCACGUGGUAGUGCAUAGCAAUUUGAUGCCUUACAAGUGCGAUUACUGUGAUCGCCGGUGUAAUCGAUUAGAUAAUUUGAAAAAGCAUAUGCGCCUCCAUAUGAAAAAUAAGGAAUAAAAGAAAUAUGACUCUUGGCGAAUUAAUAUCUUGUUUUUUGAGACAAGAUAUUAAUACAUCUGAACGGAAUAGCGCUAAUAAAAAAAUUACUAACUACAGCAAUCGGCAUGGAUGAAUAUUAUUGCGUCAGAUUUUUUAAAUGUAUAACUCAAUCUGUCUUUCUUCUGAAUGACUGAUAUAUAUGUAGAUACUAAUAUUAAA